This is a messenger RNA of Eurytemora carolleeae, 3408 nucleotides long. Its product is annotated as DNA helicase MCM9-like. Gene Ontology annotation, molecular function: ATP binding; single-stranded DNA binding; single-stranded DNA helicase activity. Gene Ontology annotation, biological process: double-strand break repair via homologous recombination; DNA replication. NCBI's taxonomy places the organism in Eukaryota, Metazoa, Arthropoda, Copepoda, Calanoida, Temoridae. The record is from RefSeq and is a predicted model, not a curated record. The transcript has 9 exons. Gene Ontology annotation, cellular component: nucleus; MCM complex.
AAACAAAGACGAUUUAUGUCUGCUAUUUUUCUGAAGGAUGAAAAGUGAAAACUGUUUUUAAAAUCACAAACCAUGAACUCUGAGCUCUGAACUAAUCAGGCGUAAAAUAAGUUAUCAAUUCAGUUAUCGGAGGAUCUUACCAAAAUCAUAAUGGAGAAACAAGGAAAAAAAUACAAAGUGUUUGAACGAAUUUUGCUUGACCAUUUCUUGAAAAAACGACGAACAGAUUUAAUUAAUAUUUUGUCUGGAGAAAGUCCUUGUUUCUACAUUGACGGAUAUGAACUGUUAGAUCUAUCUGAUAUAGUUUUCACGAAUCUAAUGAUUGAUCCUGAUAAAUGGUUCCCUAAGCUUGAUAGACUGGUUGCUAUUGCUCUGGACAGUGUUCUAGAAGAAUCGUCACAAUCAGAGAAGGAACGGUCGAAUUUGUCUCUAAAAGAUAAUGUCAGGCUCCGACUGUCAUCCCUUCCUCAAGUUUCGGAGUUUCAGAAGAUUUCUGUUCCUAAAUGUGAAGAUGUGGGAUCAAUUAUUUCUUUGUUAGGAACUAUAACAAAAUCAACGCAGCCGCGGAUGUUAACUAAGAGUAAGUUGGUCGAGUGUACAAAGUGUAUGCAUCAGUUCUCUGUCCUGGCUGAUUACGUCCAGUACUAUGAGUUCUCUCCUCCGUCCUUAUGUCCCAACCCGGAUGGUUGCUCCGGGUUCCAGUUUAAAGACAAGGAACAGUUUACAGGAGAUAACUGUAGAGAUUAUCAGGAGGUUAAGAUCCAGGAGCAGGUUUCCAACCUAUCUCUGGGUAGUAUACCCCGCAGUGUCUGGGUAACCCUGGAGGAUGAUCUAGUAGAUUCUUGCAAACCUGGAGACGAUAUUCUACUCAUAGGUUCGAGAAUUUAGAAAAUUUAGAGUCUAGAAAUGGAAAUUAAUAGAGAUUUUGUGAUGAAAAUCCUAAUGGGGAAUAUUUGGAUUAGAAUUGUGGCUUUAAAAAUGCCGUGNGUCACUAAUGGGUUAAUUUUUUCAAUUUUUUUCCCCUAGGUUUAUGGUCUGUACUUAGUGAAGCUUGCUGUAGCAGUCACCUUAGCAGGAGGAGUAGAGAGGAUAGAUACAGGAGGGAGUAGGGUUAGAGGAGAACCACACCUACUCCUAGUAGGGGAUCCAGGAACUGGUAAAAGUCAGCUGCUGAAGUAUGGGAGUAGGAUAAGUCAUCGGUCCGUCCUGACCACUGGAAUAGGUUCUACAAGCGCUGGUCUAACCGUAGCGGCCAGUCGAGAAGGAGGACAAUGGCAUCUAGAGGCGGGUGCUUUAGUACUGGCGGAUGGCGGAGUAUGCUGUAUUGACGAGUUUAGUGGUAUUAAAGAGGCGGACAGAACCUGUAUCCAGGUGGGUAAAGGGAAGAACGAUAGAACUGAGAUUGAUCUUGUAAUUCAGGGGAUUAGUGUUCAGGUGAACAAUGACAAGAAGUUGCAGUGCAACGUGAACCCGGAGACAGAGAUGGAGAUAAAAAAGUUCUGGGAGCAGAACCUAGAUAUGCUCGGUAGUUACGAUCCGGAGAAAUCUAUAAGUGAGAAUACUGCUAUUGCGUCACCGCUUCUCUCCAGGUUUGAUCUAGUUCUAACUCUCCUGGAUACUAAGAACCCGGAGUGGGACAUGAUCGUCUCCUCGUUUAUCCUAGAGGGGAAGGAACCUUUCAAGGAGAAAACCCCGGAGAGUAAACCCAUUUGGAGUUUUGAGAAGAUACAGGAGUAUUUCUCGUAUAUUAAGAAGCUCUCCCCACUUCUGGGACCCGGAGCAAACUUAAUCCUCUCCAACUACUACCAGAGACAGAGGAACACAGACUCCAUGGACCAGGCUAGGACCACGGUUAGAUUGUUGCAGAGCUGUAUCAGGUUGGCCCAGGGGCACGCUAGGUUGAUGUGCAGGGAUGAGGUUCAGGUUCAGGAUGCUGUAUGUGCAGUUCUACUCCUCGAGUGCUCAACCUCGUCCUCUGCCAGCCUUGUCAAGGGAGGGAACGCUUUACACACAACCUUUCCCCUGGAUCCUUUGGAGGAAUACAAAACACAGGCUAAACUCAUCCUGACAGGACUGAACCUUCACCAUCUUUGGGUUGCGGAGAAAGACAGGAUAGAUCGACUAAAAUCCUGCUCCGGAUCCGUUUCUGCAUCCCAGUGUCAAACUCAGGUUCCUCCGAGAACUGAGAGAGAUAAGAACCUGUCCCAAGUGAUGAAAGCAAUUCAGAUCAAUCGGUUACCCUCCUAUCCUACUCCAGAUAUAGAGAUUAACAAGAAGAAAAGAAAACGACGGGUCAGAACUCCAGAGGAAAAGGCGGAGACAGGAGAUAAGAACGAAAACUUUAAUCCGGAGCCGGAGGUUUUCAUCUCCUCGGAGGAGGAAUCGGAGAAAGGAGAAGAGAAGCGGAGAAAAAAAUCAGAAGAAAAAAAGACGAAUAAACGAGAUUCUGGAUCCGAGAGCAUAGGCUCUGAAAGCGAAUCAGCUGAUGUAAUAACCUCUACUCAAGUGAUGCCACGUGUUAAAAAGAAGAUCCAGGAUUCAUGUUUUCUGUCUCCUCCUGAGCUCGAAGCGGAUGUAUCCUGUAUCCCAAGGUUUCCGGCAGUUGGAAUCUCUCAGGAGGAUGAGCCCCAGUCUCCGGGUUCUCCUGGAGUACCAAGAGUUCCAUCUCCACGAAGUUCUACUACUCUGAGCAGGAAAACUUUAAAGAAACUCCAAUCCUUUUCAAAACUUGACGACUCGGAGACGGAGAAAGAGAAGAAAAUCUCGUCCGAAGAUUUAGAUACGAGUCCAAAUAAAUCCGAACUUAAUUUAGUCCUAGAGAAUAAUUCAGAUACCUCAUCUUUCAAUCAACAAUCGCAAGAAAAUAGUUGUUCAAUACAAACCGAUCCUUGCUCUAAUAUCAAACCUAGUUCCAACUCUGUAAACAUCUCUAGAGCUAAUUCGAUACCCAGAGAUAGUUUCAAGUCCAACUCAACAACAAAACCCAAACACGAACUGACCUCUGAUAAGUUAAAUUCUCUAAUGAGUAAGAUUAAGAAGGUUUCCAAAGAUCCCUUACUCCAGAGUAACUCAACCUUGGAGAUGGAACAAGAUUUAGAUUUGGAUUUUGACUUUGAUCUCUAGCUAACCUUAAUACCUCUAGGUUCACCUUAAUACUCGAGUCUUCUCAACAUUAUUUAAAAUGAAGCUUACUUUGGGAUCCAUUUACAAUGCGCUUUAAUAAUAUUUAGAAAGUUCAUAAAUGUCUUUUAGACUUUUUUUUAAACGGCCCUAGAUGGUAAAGAAACUUAAAAUAUAUGAGCAGUCCCUUCAAACAUUUCUUUUUCAUAUGUAAAAUUACAGACUGCCAUGGGAAGAAAAAUGUCAGGCCCACCUAAACUGUGAUAAAUUAUUGUUGAUCUAUUUUCA